Suillus subalutaceus is the source of this 1953-nucleotide messenger RNA. RefSeq lists its product as uncharacterized. Bases 1 to 1953 code for a protein of 650 amino acids. The transcript is spliced from 9 exons. Lineage: Eukaryota; Fungi; Basidiomycota; Agaricomycetes; Boletales; Suillaceae. The record is from RefSeq and is a predicted model, not a curated record.
AUGGAUACCUCCAACUCAGUGAAAAAAAGGUCAAUGUCAUCAUUCACCGAGGCUUGCUAUAAAGACAAAGACAGUGUCAAAAGGCCAAAGCUUGAGGCGCCUGAUGCAGAGCCCAAUGCAGAGCCCAGAAGGCUAAAGCGUGAGGUGCCUGAUGCAGAGCCAAUGUUCCUACUCCCUCCAUUUCGUCAAACACCAGGCCCCAUCUCCAUUGCACAGUCAUACUUGCGAAAACUGAUUUUGGAGCAUUGGGAGGCAGAAAUAAAGGCCUGCGAGCAAGCAAAGAAAUUGCAACUGUUAGAAAUCGCGCCAGGCCCAGCUCUUACCCUAAUACAAGCAAGCUUGCGAAGACUUGUUGUUGAGCACUGGGAUGCAGAACUGAAGCGUUGUGAGGAGGCAAAGCAGGCGCAAAUGUUAGAGUUACUUCUUGCUGCCCAUGUUGAAACAAUGGGCCAGUCUCCUCUCCAUAAUAGAGACAUAGUCUCCAUAACAGAGUGCAUUCUCAAGGACAUAGUCUCCAUAACAGAGUGUGUUCUUGGACUGCUCCUCCAUAACAGACCAUCAGCGCUGUGGGCAAAGGGUCAGUUACAAAUUGCCCAGGGUAGGGCAAAGGGUACCACUCAAAAUGCCCAGAGUCUAGACCUGUCAAAUUACGAUACACAUCAAAAAGAGCCAGAAAAUAAACUGGAAUCACUUACCAACCAUGCCUCACAGCUGCGGAUUCUGUGGCAAGCCUUUCCCGUCAAAGGGAAGCGUCAAGAAGCAUAUAGCUAUCUGCCCCGAAUUCAACCCAGCAGCAUCAAAAGUCGACGGGUGACGGUUGAAGAUGUGGCCAACAAAGAAGAUGGCAGGCGGUAUUUCGAGCCAUGUCCUGAUGCCAGCUGGACGUUGCAGGAGGGGCAAACUAGUUUUGAAAGGUAUCAGCGAUAUAAGGAGGGUGAAGGCGAAGACGAGUGGGCACCCUUUUGCGACAUGUAUGAGUCGUGUUCUGUUUAUCAGGUCCACAAGAAAAUUAACUUUGGUCCUGGCAGGGAAGAUUGGGGACUUGCAGAAUGGCUUGUUAAAAGCCUCGGGCAGACUCGAACGGAUGAAUUUCUGAAGUUACCGAUAAUGCAAAACCGUAUGAAACCUUCAUUCCACAACAAUCGGUCAUUCCUACAGAAGGUCGAUAAGCUGCCGCACGGACCUGCCUGGAGUUGCAAGAAGGUUAGCGUCAAGGGAAAUCGAAUGGACGAGAAUGGCCAGUCGCUGCAUGAGGAUGUUGAGCUUUGGAUGCGUGACCCUGUGGAGUGCAUCAAGGAUCUUAUUGGUAAUCCUUUAUUCAAGCAACAUAUGGUAUAUGCACCAUCACGAGCGUACAAGGAUGAAGCAGGCGACACAUCUGCAUGGCCCGUUUACCUGUCAAUCGGCAAUAUUGCCAAAGAGAAACGAUGUCAAACAACAGCAUGUGCUACUGUCCUCAUUGGGUACCUACCAGCCACCAAGCUCGACUGCUUCACCUCUGAUGAACGUUCCCUUGCUGGAUACCGACUAUUUCAUCACUGUUUGUCCCUGCUGCUGGAGCCACUCGUUGUGGCUGGUCAGGAUGGUGUAGACAUGGUUUGUGCUGACUCACUGGUUCGACGAGUGUACCCCAUACUUGCCGCCUAUGUUGCAGACUUCCCUGAACAGUGCCUGGUCGCUUGCUGUAAAGAGAACCGUUGCCCUAAAUGUUUGGUUGCAGCUGAUGAGCGGGGCAACCCACUAAAUUCAUUGAUGAGAGACCCGGAUUCGACAAAGGAGACGCUGGAGAGACGGAGGAGUGGUCAGCACCCUGGAGAAUUUGAUGAGCAUGGGCUGCGCGCCGUGUAUAAACCUUUCUGGGCAGACUUACCCCACACAGACAUUUUCAUGGCGUUCACACCCAUCAGCAAACUACCGGUUUUGGAUACAAGAUUCCCACAGCGACACAACUAG